GCUCUGCCGCGCUUUGCAGCGCGGACGCGGAGCGGCGCGUUCUCGCGUACCGGGAGCCGCGCGUGCGAGCCCGCAGUAGCAGCAGUGCGCUCGCGCGGCGUGUCGGUGCUGGAAGCCGCAGGGGUCGGUUUGUGGACGCGCUUCCGAAACGGCGCAGGCUGACAGCAGGCUGGAGGCCUAUGUCACAGUUCUAGGAUGGCCAGUGAAGCCACCAGCAUCCCCAGCCCUGUGGUUCGCCAGAUCGACAAGCAGUUCCUGAUCUGUAGUAUAUGUCUGGAUCGCUACAAGAACCCCAAGGUUCUCCCGUGUCUGCAUACCUUCUGCGAAAGGUGCCUCCAGAACUACAUUCCUGCCCACAGUCUGACUCUGUCGUGCCCCGUGUGCCGUCAGACGUCCAUCCUGCCCGAGAAGGGCGUAUCUGCCCUUCAGAGCAACUUCUUCAUCACCAACCUGAUGGACGUGCUGCAGAGGACCCCCGACGGCUGUGCCGAGGACUGCGCCGUAAGGGACACCGUCGCCGUCGGAGCCACCGCGCGGCCGCUGUCCUGCCCCAAUCAUGCGGGGAGUGUCAUGGAGUUCUACUGCCCCCCGUGUGAGACGGCCAUGUGUAAGGAGUGCACGAGCGGGGAGCACGUGGAACACCCGACCGUGCCGCUCAAAGACGUGGUGGAGCAGCACAAAGCCUCGCUGCAGGCCCAGCUGGAUGCCGUCAAAAGCAGGCUGCCGGAGAUCGACUUGGCCCUGCAGGUCCUGUCGGAGAUCCUGCAGCAGCUCACCAACCAGAAGUCCUCCAUCGAGGAGGACAUCCACUCCACCUUCGACGAGCUACAGAAGACGCUCAACGUGAGGAAGAGCGUGCUUCUCAUGGAGCUGGAGGUCAACUAUGGCCUCAAGCAAAAGGUGCUGCAGGCCCAGCUGGACACCCUGCUGGAGGGCCAGGAGAGCAUCAACAGCAGCUGCAGCUUCACGGAGCAGGCGCUGAGCCACGGCUCCGAGACGGAGGUCCUGCUGGUCAGGAAGCAGAUGGGCGAGCGGCUGAGCGAGCUGGCCAGCCAAGAGUACCCUCUGCACCCCCAGGAGAACGACCAGCUGGACAUGCACAUCGAGACCGAGGGCCUGAAGAAGUCCAUCCACAACCUGGGCACCAUCGUGACCACCAAUGCCGUGGCCUACGAGACAGUGGCCAGCGGAGAGGGCCUGCGACAGUGCGUAGUGGGUCACCCCACCUCCAUCACCAUCACCACCAAGGACAAGGACGGCGAGCUGUGCAAGACGGGCAACGCCAGUCUGACGGCCGAGAUCUUCACCCCCGAUGGCAGCGUGGCGGAUGGGGAGAUCCUGGACAAUAAGAACGGCACGUACGAGUACCUCUACACCGUGCCCAAGGAGGGCAACUUCGUCUUGUCUCUGCGCCUCUAUGACCAGCACAUCAAGGGCAGUCCCUUCAAGGUGAAGGGGACCAAGUCCGCGGACAUCUCGCCCUCCGCCGACAGCGCCAAGAAGAGGCUCAAGUCCCCCGGCAGUGGCCACGUCAAGCAGAAGGCCAUCAAGCGACCUGCCAGCAUGUACAGCUCCGGCAAGAGGAAAGAGAAUCCCAUAGAGGACGAUUUAAUCUUCAGAGUCGGGACGAAGGGACGAAACAAAGGAGAGUUUACCAACCUCCAGGGAGUGGCGGCUAAUUCGCUCGGCAAGAUUUUGAUAGCGGACAGUAACAAUCAGUGCGUUCAGAUAUUUUCCAACGAUGGACAAUUUAAAAGUCGGUUUGGUGUUCGAGGACGAUCUCCUGGCCAGCUGCAGCGGCCAACAGGCGUGGCGGUCCACCCCAGUGGUGACAUCAUCAUCGCAGACUAUGACAACAAGUGGGUCAGCAUCUUCUCAAGUGAUGGGAAGUUCAAGACGAAGAUUGGCUCAGGGAAGCUCAUGGGACCCAAAGGGGUGUCGGUGGACCGCAACGGCCACAUCAUUGUGGUGGACAACAAGGCCUGCUGCGUCUUCAUCUUCCAGCCCAAUGGCAAGAUUGUCACCAAGUUUGGUAGCCGUGGAAAUGGAGACAAGCAGUUUGCAGGCCCACAUUUUGCAGCAGUCAAUCAUAACAAUGAAAUCAUCAUCACAGACUUCCAUAAUCAUUCUGUCAAGGUGUUCAGCGCCGAGGGGGAAUUUGUGUUGAAGUUCGGCUCCAACGGGGAGGGAAAUGGCCAGUUCAAUGCCCCCACGGGGGUGGCAGUGGACAGCAAUGGCAACAUCAUUGUGGCGGACUGGGGCAACAGUCGGAUACAGGUGUUUGACGGAAGUGGCUCCUUCCUGUCCUACAUCAACACGUCCGCGGACCCUCUUUAUGGCCCGCAAGGCUUAGCCCUCACUUCAGAUGGGCACGUUGUGGUAGCGGAUUCUGGGAACCAUUGCUUCAAGGUGUACCGCUACCUACAGUGACCUCGUCCUACCUGCCCGAGCCCAUCGUGCACCUGAAGAGAUGCGAUGUCUUUGCACUUACCUGUCUAGUAACUUGCCAUAGCCGUGCCAUGCAGGGUCCUGUGAGAGCUUGUCGUUGUUUGUGGCUUCACCUGUGAUGUGAUUUCUGCACUUCCUUUGGUCAGAGGACCUGCCCUCCCUUUCUUGCACCACAGUCUCCGUUGAGUGACCUGGCAGCAGCUCUGCUGACCGUCUCACCUUUGUCCCGUCGUAGUUUCACAGUGAUUCACAGUUGCUGACCCUUGACGUUUCCAACAACCAUGAGCUUAUUCGUCGGUAGGUGGGUUGGGAACGUGGCCUGAUUAUUUUUCUGAAAAUUAAGAUGAACAUCACUAUAUUCUUUAUAUACACUGAGCUGCCCAUUUAAGAAAUAGUUUUUUAUGCGAAACUGAAAAUGGAGCCCUCAGUAUUUCGCUGCGUACUGUAGAAUCACUGCACGCACAAGGUGGGGUUUGAGGCAAGCACUUCAUGGGUGAAAUACGACAAUUACGUCCCGUAUUUUGAUCAUGAAAAUUAGCUUCCUAAAAUUUUAUGUAUGUUUUUGGAAUUAGUUUGCAAUUGGAAAAGUUUCCCCCUCUCAGAUGUUUUCCAAAAUAAAUGUGUGCAUUUAUAAGCUUAAUCAUGUGGUCUUCAAAACAACGUGUAGACAACAAAAAUUGCAUGAUGAAGAGGAGAUGCUCGAGUUUGCGGUAAAACGGUCCGUGGCAUUCUUCUCAUGCGCUCACCAGAGGAAAAUCAGUUCUUCAUUGACACUAAAUGUCCUUUAUCUUGACCAGUCAGUAUUUUAUCAAUGAACUCUCGAUAUGUUCAGUGUUCUCAAGAGCAGUUUUUGGGAGCGGUACAUAUUUCUGAAUUUCUACUGACAUGCAUGCUGUCCUAUCAUGUACAGCCUUGUUUCCAUGGUGACCCUUUUGUGGGCUGUGUGAGUGUACAUGUGUUUGGGUGUGUUGUGCCAUAGAUAGCACAGACCUCACAUUUGCUGAGUCAGACUUAUUCCUAUGGGUUGUCUUCCCAUGACGAUACUUGUAGACUUUUACUGACACUUCUAUUACAGUUAAUCUCCCUCCAUUGUUGCUAGAUGUUAUUAAUACGUAUUAAUUACAAUUUCUGGGCAUCAUCCUUUGGACGCCACCAUUCUGGUUAUACAGCUUAUAUACACUUAGGCUACGGGACUCUUCAUAACACAAAAUCUGUGUAAUUUCUACUUUUUUCCCACCAAUUCCCUGGGAAGUUCAUUGACUGCCGAAUUGAAGAAAGGACUCAGAUUGUGUGAGUUUAUUUGAAUGCUUGUUAAGGGGUCAGUUGUGGAUGUGUGAUUGCUUUUACAUGUCUACUGUGAGCCUCUCAGGACCGAGACCGUACUGUAUGGUGUGCUUCAGUCAGAAUGAGGUUAUUUAAAGAACGGACAAAAUGGGACAAAUCGUCAGGAAUCUUUCGGAACUGCCUUCUGUAAUUUUUAUGAUUUUGACUAGUCUGAUCUGAUGAAAAGAAAUGGAAUAACAGUCCAGGUAUCAGUGGUUUAGACGGGGUUUUGCUGGAAUAAUGAAAUGAAAGUCAUCGGUCACAAGGGAAUGAAGACGCGGUAAGUUUCCGAGCUAAAAAUAAAGUCUACAGUUGACUGUUCAUGGCUUUGAUCAUGUGAUUUUCAAAAGGGAUUUUUAACUUUGUGUUCAUAACCUGGAUUUCACCUCUCUUCACAACAGCAUUGGUGCAAAUAGCCUCUGCAAUAGAACAGUUUCGCUUUUAUCAGUUUUUCAGUGGCUUUACCCAAAAUACCAGACCGAGUGUCACAUUUCUUUGAAAUAGACUUGGAAGGAGCUUGGUUCUGCUGUGGCAAGGAAACCUUCCCUGAGUAUUUCUUCAAUGCAAUUCCAUUUUUAGGUUCUGCUGUCGCUGAAUGUACAACAGAAAGACGUGUUUUCUGCAAAUUCAGCCUUAAAAAUGAGUUUGCUGUAUGACAUUGCAACCCGGGAAGCGGUCUCAGGCAGCUUGUAUGUGCGCAUGAGUUUAAGCUUUCCGAACAGGCCUGCUAUGUGUGAAAGCAAGUGUGUGUGUGUGUGUGUGUGUGUGUGUGUGUGUGUGUGUGUGUGUGUGUGUGUCUCUCUCUAAGCAAUCCAUUGUUGUCACUGAUUUAUUCAUGUUUAUGUACAGCACCAAAAUAAAACCACUCUGCUUUCUUUGA
Messenger RNA from Scleropages formosus (Asian bonytongue), 4651 nucleotides. It is a transcript of the gene trim2a, whose product is annotated as tripartite motif containing 2a. The transcript has 12 exons. NCBI's taxonomy places the organism in Eukaryota, Metazoa, Chordata, Actinopteri, Osteoglossiformes, Osteoglossidae. The coding region runs from base 196 to 2430 and encodes 744 amino acids. Gene Ontology annotation, molecular function: zinc ion binding; protein binding; ubiquitin protein ligase activity. The record is from RefSeq and is a predicted model, not a curated record. Gene Ontology annotation, biological process: proteasome-mediated ubiquitin-dependent protein catabolic process; protein polyubiquitination.